Molecule: messenger RNA, 593 nt
Organism: Dermacentor silvarum
Lineage: Eukaryota; Metazoa; Arthropoda; Arachnida; Ixodida; Ixodidae
Product: serine/threonine-protein kinase haspin-like
Exons: 2
Coding region: 72-326 (84 amino acids)
Biological process (GO): mitotic cell cycle; intracellular signal transduction
Cellular component (GO): nucleus; cytoplasm
Molecular function (GO): histone H3T3 kinase activity
Source: RefSeq, a predicted model, not a curated record
UCGCAGACCUAUCUGGGGACAGUGCGUUUUUCGAGGGAACUGGGAGCUUUCAGCACGAAAUCUACCGAACCAUGAAGCAGCAAAACAGUGGUGACUGGGAAGCCUAUCGCCCGCACACCAACGUGCUGUGGCUUCACUACUUGCUGACGAAGUUGUUGAAGAAGCUCCCCAAGACAAAACAAGUCGCGGAUGUCGUUGAGCCGUCCACUUCUCGCGGCCGACUAGCCGCCUGGGAGGACGUGAUCCUGUCGUUCUCGUCGGCCGAAGAGUUCGUGGCACAACAGGUCAUCCCCCACCUCGAACGCGACGCCGAGGUACCGCGCUGAGCGAGGCACGCGCCAUGAAUCUUCCGACGCGCCGCUAAGUGCGCCGUUGUCGUGCGUUUAGUGAUACAUGCAAAAGAGAAAAUACAAAAAAUGUUUAUAUAAUAUCUAUAUAUUUUAUUUGAGGCUCUGCAAAGAUGUAUAAUUUAUCGGAGAAGGCUGCUGAUAUCUUUACCAAAUUUGUGUUCGUUAUUUAUAUUUCUCAUCACAAAUUUCUUUGUUUGAAAGAUUGCAUGCCGCAAUUCCACCUUAGAAACUUUACAUUUUUAA